UUAUUUGAUCGAAUCGUUUUCUUCUCUCUCCAUUCUGCGGAAACAGUAUCAAAAUUACCUCUGAGAGAGGGAAACCAGGCCCCGAGAACACGUAAUAACUGAACAAGAAACCGAUCUCCACGCUCAGUACGACACCGUCUACUUGGAAUGGGAACGCUUCAAACUUGGCGAAAGGCCUAUGGUGCUCUGAAAGACUCCACCAAAGUCGGUCUCGCUCAUGUCAACAGCGACUAUGCGGAUAUGGAUGUGGCCAUAGUCAAAGCUACCAACCACGUCGAGUGUCCACCCAAAGAGAGACACCUUAGGAAAAUCUUGGUUGCCACGUCAGCAAUUCGGCCUCGAGCAGAUGUUGCUUAUUGCAUUCAUGCGCUUGCUCGUCGAUUGGCCAAGACGCGUAAUUGGACGGUUGCAUUAAAGACACUGAUAGUCGUCCAUAGAACUUUGAGGGAGGGUGAUCCUACUUUCCGAGAAGAGCUGCUGAAUUUCCAACAGAGAGGACGCAUUCUCCAACUUUCUAAUUUCAAAGAUGAUUCGAGUCCAAUUGCCUGGGAUUGCUCUGCAUGGGUACGUACAUAUGCACUUUUUUUGGAGGAACGACUUGAAUGUUUCAGGGUUCUAAAGUAUGACAUCGAAGCUGAACGUCUUCCAAAACCUGCCCAAGGGGAGGAUAAGGGUUACAGCAGAACCAGAGACUUGGACAGUGAAGCACUGUUGGAACAGUUGCCUGCUUUGCAGCAAUUGUUGCAUCGUCUUGUUGGUUGCCUGCCAGAAGGUUCAGCACUUCAUAAUUAUGUUAUACAGUAUGCUCUUGCUCUGGUAUUGAAAGAGAGCUUUAAAAUUUAUUGUGCUAUUAAUGAUGGAAUCAUCAAUCUUGUUGAUAAGUUUUUUGAGAUGCCAAGACAUGAAGCUAUCAAAGCCCUUGAUAUCUACAAACGAGCUGGCCAGCAGGCUGGGAGUCUUUCUAGUUUCUACGAAAUUUGCAGAGGAUUGGAACUUGCUAGGAAUUUCCAGUUUCCUAUUCUGAGAGAGCCACCACAGUCUUUUCUCACAACAAUGGAAGAGUAUAUAAGGGAGGCACCCCGGGUGGUUACUGUUCCUAGUGAGCCAUUGCUACUAACAUACAGACCUGAUGAAGGUCCUUCAGAAGAUGCAAAUAUUCCUAGUGAUGAACCUGUGCCUCAACCUGUGGAUGAAGUCGCUGUCUCUAGUAUGGAGGUUACACCUCCUACUCCAUCUCCUCCUCCUCCACAGAACAACAAUGAUUCUGCAGAUCUGCUGGGAUUGAGCUUUGCCGCACCUGACGCAUCAGCAAUUGAGGACAGUAAUGCCUUGGCUCUGGCCAUAGUGCCAUCCGAACUUGGUGCUAGUACUCCAACGUUCAAUUCACAGUCGGGUCAACCAAAAGAUUUCGAUCCUACUGGAUGGGAGCUUGCCCUGGUCACCACACCAAGUACCGACAUAUCUGCAGCUAAUGACAGAAAAUUGGCUGGUGGACUGGACUCCCUGACGCUGAACAGUUUGUACGAUGAAGCGGCAUAUAGAGCGCAACAGCCUGUUUAUGGAGCGCCAGCUCCAAAUCCAUUUGAGGUGCAAGAUCCAUUUUCCAUGUCGAACACAAUUGCUCCCCCUCCUUCAGUUCAAAUGGCAGCAAUGUCUCAGCCACAGACCAAUCCCUUUGGACCAUAUCAACCAACCUUCCAGCCUCAUUUGCAGCCAUUGCCGCAGAUGCAGCCACAGCAACAUAUGAUGAUGACCCCAUCAAACCCAUUCGGUGACACCAGUUUUGGGACACUUCCUAUGAAUCCUGCAGCUCAUCCGCAAACAACCAAUCCUUUUGGCACACCAGGUCUUUUGUAAUGACACGCAUUGAAGCUUCUGAAAUGUGUAGUAAUUUUUCUCGGGUGCAGUUGGUUUUGGCAUUUUUUGUUCCAAAAAAUUGGUACAUUGGGGCCUGAGUUGAUGGCUUGUCUGGGUUGUCUGAGUGGAUAGUAAAAGAUGUAAUAAUAAUUAGUUGAUAUAUAUUUUUUGUCCAUCUUCCGCACUGAAAUAAAUAUUUUUUGUCCA
Molecule: messenger RNA, 2064 nt
Organism: Mangifera indica (mango)
Lineage: Eukaryota; Viridiplantae; Streptophyta; Magnoliopsida; Sapindales; Anacardiaceae
Product: putative clathrin assembly protein At2g01600
Exons: 15
Coding region: 148-1857 (569 amino acids)
Biological process (GO): clathrin coat assembly; vesicle budding from membrane; clathrin-dependent endocytosis
Cellular component (GO): clathrin-coated pit; clathrin-coated vesicle
Molecular function (GO): 1-phosphatidylinositol binding; SNARE binding; phosphatidylinositol-4,5-bisphosphate binding
Source: RefSeq, a predicted model, not a curated record